Messenger RNA from Synchiropus splendidus (mandarinfish), 2385 nucleotides. It is a transcript of the gene tctn1, whose product is annotated as tectonic family member 1. The record is from RefSeq and is a predicted model, not a curated record. Gene Ontology annotation, biological process: cilium assembly; protein localization to ciliary transition zone. The transcript has 14 exons. NCBI's taxonomy places the organism in Eukaryota, Metazoa, Chordata, Actinopteri, Syngnathiformes, Callionymidae. Gene Ontology annotation, cellular component: MKS complex. The coding region runs from base 17 to 1834 and encodes 605 amino acids.
CAACCAGAAAACAGAAAUGGCGCCCUCACUUGCGAUUAUCUCUCUUGUAUGUUUGUGUAUUGUUCUCGCAGUUCAAAACACGUCAAGUUCAAAUGAAACCUUUUUGUCGGACGAGGAAGAUUUGUACAAUGCAACAGAUGGUAAUUUGAACCUCACGGGGUUCGAAAUUUCUUCCGAGGUGUUGUCAGCGAACACGUCCAACGGAACCUCCGCCACCUCCGGAGAAUCAAAUUUACCAUCACAUCCACUGCCGUUGUCGGGACAACUGCCCAGCCCUGUCAUUGACGUUGGAAAAUUGUGUCCUUGUGACAAGCACCCGGACGUGUGUGACAUCAACUGCUGCUGUGACAGAGCAUGCAGGGAGGAUCUCCCUCUGUUCUCUUGGUGCUCAGUGGGCACUGUCAGGGGAAGUGGACAACUGUGCACCAAGGAGGUGGCACUCUACUCCCUUCGCACCAGAAUAGAUGGGUAUUCAGAGCUGCAGUCUUCCAUUGGGACAGAAAAUAACCAGGACAUCUUCUGCAUACAGUCUCAGACCCGUGUGGACACUUUGUCACAUCAAUCCCCUGUCGUGCCAACGGACAGAAACUUUGACUCAAUUUUUCAUCGAUUCUCCGACUACCUGUUCAGCCACCAGCAAAGUGGUUCAUUGGAGUCUACAGCCCAGCUAGAGGAAACCUUUGGAUAUAAGUUUGGAGAUGUGAUUGUGACUGUAGAAAAGACUGGACUGCGAGGAAAAUUCCAUCUGCCAGUGUCCAGUGUCUCAGCUGACUGUGUGGACAGCAGUCCUGCAGGCUUCUUGGUGGAGCAGAUCAGUCGGUGCACACGACCCUUGUCUCUGGAACAGGAUUGCAAUUCUUUGCCAGCCCUCAGCAUGGACACUUACACAAGCAUCCAACUGAGUGCUGAUAAAAGUGAAGAUUCACCAGUUGUUGAGGUGAAGGUUGAUUCAGUCAUCAUCCAGUAUGCAGAUGGAGAUCAGAAUGAGCUUGGUACAGAAGACAUCCUCAGCCCUGUCCUCAUCGACACAACAGUGUGUGCAAAUGUUGUGCUGAAGGUCGUCUUUUUGGUGGUGUACAGUCCAGCAGGUGAAAUAGUGAGUGCAUCUGUGUCAGUGAAGCUGGGCUUUGUCUCCGCUGAUCAGCUUCCCCUGCAGCAGGACUUCGAAGUGACAUUUGUUCAGGAUAGCAAUGAGAAUGUGGAGGUCAACUACAGUGGGAACCCAGGCUACCAGGUGGGACUACCCCUUGUGUCUGCAAGGUCAACAGCCGAUGGCUUGACAAGAAGUAUCAACCCUGAAGACACAUUGUCUAUCCUGCUACCUGGUGAGGAGCAGGACUGUCUGCAGGGUCCACAUCAGUACUUUCCUGUCCGUUUCGAUUUGGCCUUCAUCUCAGGUUGCACAUUGAGGUUGGUGGACAUAGCCAACUGCUCAAUGCUUUCAGAGAGGAUACUCAAGGUUCUGAGAGGACCUAACUAUCCUCAGUAUAUUUCUUCUUUUGGGAACUCUCCAAUGGACAAUCCACUAGACUGGGUGCCCAUCAGAAGCUCAUAUAUUCCUGUGGAGAACGAGGAGUGCAGCAUCCCUUUGUCACUUCAUUUUGAAAUUGAAUGGACCAAAUAUGGCUCCUUGAUGAACCCCCAGGCACAGAUAGUGAGCGUCAAAGAAAUCAUUUACACCAACACGAGCAGUCUGGGCGGAGGCGACAACGUGCUUUCAAUUCAGAGCUCUGUGAGUUUCGUGCCAGUCUCAGCUCCCGCUACUGCUGGUUACAGAGCCAUACCCACCAUUGAUGCAAAACUUCCUGUUGACUUUUUCUUCCCUUUUGUAUGACCAGACAAGAGCUGGCAGUGGUCCAAAAUACUGUGAAUAUUGUCCAUAGUUUACAGAGCUUGGUUGGUGCUUAAAUCCUAUACAUACAAUGUUAUUUUUUUAAUAAAAAUUAUUUUUUAAAAUGACUUUGAUGUAUAUGAAGCAUGGAAAUAUGAUGCAUUGAGUGAAGCAUGAACAGAAUUGUAGAGAUGCUGUUUAUCUCUCCUACAAAGAACGCUGCGAAAAGGUUUGCAGUGUCAUAUUUCCAUAAUCGUCUCCAGAUCUUCAGUGCGAUGGUUCAAAAAUCGAUGCCAUUUUUCUUUAGCAGAGCUUGAAGUCUCUGGUUCUCUUGUGCCUGUGAAGGAGAAGGUGGUCAUUUCGAUGUUCAUCAGACCUUCAAUCAUGAUUAUCAGCCUUCAGGAAAUACCAUUUUAUCGGCCUGCUCCUGAAGAUGUGUGACUCUUUGCACAAGAUGGUCGUAGCUCUCUUUUAGCUUGUGCAACUGCUGGUUCGCUCUAGUUUUUAUUGACACCAAGAUGCCUGAAAUACAAAAUGAUUGGGUUUGAGAUUUU